AGGGGCGGGGCGCGCGGCGCCGCACGCACGGGGAGGGCCGGGUACGCGGCGGCUCGAGCCUCCCGCGCCCACCGGAGCGGGGGCACCCGGCGGGGCGGGGCCGCGGCACGACUGCACCAAGAUGACACCAGCAACUCGACAAGAAGUUCUUGGCCUUUACCGCAAGGUUUUGCGUAUAGCCAAAAACUGGCAGUCGGCAUCAGGACAGAUAGAGGAAACCAUGAGAGAGAAAGAGUACAUUAGAAAUGAAGCCAGAACAUUAUUCCGAAAAAACAAAAACGUAACAGAUCCAAAGCUGAUUAAGCAGUGCAUAGAAGAAUGUGAGGCAAGAAUAGAAAUUGGACUUCACUAUAACAUCCCCUACCCGAGACCUAUCCAUCUGCCUCCUAUGGGCCUUGCCCAUAAACAAGGCCGUACAUUGCGACACCAGGAAAAGUUAAGGAAGAUUUCUAAGCCAAUAUACCUGAAAUCCCAUGAUGAGAUUUCAUAAGCCACCAUUUAAGCUGUGAUAUGUAAUCACAUCCUUUAAACUGUGAACUGCAAUCCAGGUGAUUUGUGUGCAUGACUGUGAAUGUUGUGGUCACUUGCUCACACAUUUCCUGAGGCCAAAAAGCCAAUUGAUCCAUUGUGUAUGAUGGAUGUGGUUGGUUUAGUAUUUAUUACAUUUCAACCACUGACUUGUCAAUAAAAGUAACACUUUUUAAAGA
Molecule: messenger RNA, 707 nt
Organism: Hirundo rustica (Barn swallow)
Lineage: Eukaryota; Metazoa; Chordata; Aves; Passeriformes; Hirundinidae
Gene: LYRM1
Product: LYR motif containing 1
Exons: 4
Coding region: 122-490 (122 amino acids)
Cellular component (GO): mitochondrion
Source: RefSeq, a predicted model, not a curated record